Siniperca chuatsi (mandarin fish) is the source of this 3841-nucleotide messenger RNA. It is a transcript of the gene txnrd2.2, whose product is annotated as thioredoxin reductase 2, tandem duplicate 2. NCBI's taxonomy places the organism in Eukaryota, Metazoa, Chordata, Actinopteri, Centrarchiformes, Sinipercidae. The record is from RefSeq and is a predicted model, not a curated record. The transcript is spliced from 17 exons. Bases 73 to 1611 code for a protein of 512 amino acids. Gene Ontology annotation, cellular component: mitochondrion; cytosol. Gene Ontology annotation, biological process: cellular response to oxidative stress; cell redox homeostasis; glutathione metabolic process. Gene Ontology annotation, molecular function: thioredoxin-disulfide reductase (NADPH) activity; glutathione-disulfide reductase (NADPH) activity; flavin adenine dinucleotide binding.
GAACGACCCAUUUCUUUUCAGGCAAUUCUCUAGCCACCACACAGCCGCCCAGGGUCCUUUCAUAAUAACAACAUGGCUGCCUUUUGUAGAGGGAGACACCGGUGGAAAAGGACUAAUUGUUUUCAUGUUUUGACAAGAAACCUGACAGGAAAGUAUGACUAUGACCUGGUGGUUAUUGGUGGAGGUUCAGGAGGCCUUGCCUGUUCCAAAGAAGCUGCACAGGUGGGACAGAAAGUUGCUGUUUUAGAUUAUGUGGAGCCAUCUGUGAAAGGUACCAAGUGGGGUCUUGGUGGUACAUGUGUUAAUGUUGGCUGCAUUCCUAAGAAGCUCAUGCACCACACUGCUCUACUUGGCACUGCAGUCAAAGAUGCUAAGAAGUAUGGCUGGCAGAUCUCAGGGCCAAUCUGCCAUGACUGGGCCACCAUGGCAGAGGCUGUUCAGAAUCACGUCAGGUCUCUGAACUGGGGUCACAGAGUUCAGCUCCAGGACAAGAAGGUGAAGUAUCUGAACAUCAAAGGAAGUCUGGUGGAUGAACACACUGUUAAAGGACUAACUAAAGCAGGGAAAGAGAUGAUCCUGACGGCCAAGAACAUUGUGAUCGCCACAGGUGGACGGCCCAAGUACCCCACAAAUAUCCCUGGAGCAAUGGAGCAUGGCAUCACCAGUGACGACAUCUUCUGGCUGAAAAAGUCGCCCGGGAAAACGCUUGUGGUUGGAGCCAGCUAUGUGGCUCUAGAGUGUGCAGGCUUCCUCACCGGCAUUGGCUUGAACACCACAGUGAUGGUUCGCAGCAUCGCCCUCCGGGGGUUUGAUCAGCAAAUGGCAGGUCUAGUGACAGACCACAUGGAGGCAUAUGGGACCAAGUUUGCAUGGAAAUGUGUCCCAAAGAGAGUGGACAAACUCUCCACUGGCGCCCUGCAGGUGACCUGGACUGACACCCACACAGGCAACGAACACAAGGACACGUACGACUCUGUGUUAUGGGCAGUUGGCAGAGCCCCUGAAACCAAAGCCCUGGGCCUGGACAAGCUUGGUGUGCAACUCAACAAGGAGACUGGGAAAAUAGUCGUGGGCACUGCCGAAUCCACCUCAGUGCCAAACAUCUAUGCUUUUGGUGAUAUCGGCGAGGGUCGUCCUGAAUUGACCCCAACAGCCAUUAAAGCGGGAAAGCUUCUCGCCCGCAGGCUGGCUGGUCACAGCACUGAGCUCAUGAACUACGACAACGUGCCCACCACAGUGUUCACCCCCCUCGAGUAUGGCUGUGUGGGUCUAUCUGAGGAGGAGGCUGAGAAGAGGCAUGGAAAAGACGGCAUUGAGGUCUACCAUGCUUUCUACAAGCCUCUGGAAUUCACUGUUGCAGAGCGCGAUGCCAGCCAGUGCUACUUAAAGGUGGUAUGCAAGCGGGGUGGAGACCAGAAGAUCCUGGGUCUGCACUUCACCGGUCCAAACGCUGGAGAAGUCACACAGGGCUUUGCUUUGGGCUUCCAAUGUGGAGCAACAUAUUCCCACCUUUUGCAGACAGUAGGCAUCCACCCGACCUGUGCCGAGGAGGUGAUCAAGGUCAACGUCACAAAGCGCUCCGGCUUGGACGCCACGGUCACUGGCUGCUGAGGUUAAGCCCCUUGGUCUCUGAACACCAGUGAGCACGCAGGGUCCCUCUGUGACAGUAGAAAGAAGUUAGCCUGGGUUUAUCCUGCUCUUUCUCCUUGUCCCUCUCUUUCUAUAUGGGCUCGAAAUGCCCCUCAGUGCUUUCUGGGAUUUUGCUGCACGUCCUGUGCAACAGGGUGACUUCAUAGGCCAGUCAUGCAGGUCACUGGCUUCCCAAGUUAGUGUCCCUGACAUGUAAUAACCAAGACUAUGAUUAGCCCAUAUCCAUGCAUUUUGUGAGUGUAUGCUCUAAAAGCACGGGGCUAUAGAUCAGGUUAGUGAGAGCCUUGGCUGCAGAGCGAGCGUCUUUUAAAUAAACAAGCUCAUCAAUCAGGAUUAAGGCCUGCGCUCAGUGUUUUGUUGAAAUCGAACGAGAACCGUGGACCGAACCCUAACGUUUUUCUGAAUAUCUAUUCUGCAAAUAUUGUUGUUUCUCCAGCUGUACUUCCUGUCCAUUAGUCUUGGAGGUGACACAUACCAUAGACCCCCACAAACCCCCCCAUGACACUGAUGGAUAGCCACAGGGCCGUCGCCGCAGCGACACCGCCCCAUUUCCCAUGGAUACACACAAACAGUCGGUGGGCCGCCUGUCAGUCAGCCAGCUAAGACCUGGCCAGGGAGCCCCAGCUUGUAUAGGGCCCAGCAGACCCCUUCAUUUUCCUCCCAUGCCCUUCUCCAUCCAAAUGCAUGAAAGAAUACAGUGGGACUACAAACGUGCUGUCAAAAGCUGUGUGGAUGCCACAGCUCAGGCACAGGGCAACUCUACCUGUUGAUUACAGUGCUGUGAGAGCUCUGCUAUAACUACUACUCAGCCUCACCCAAAGGUGGCACUAUUGCCCUAAUUCUCCACUUUUUUCUGAGCCAAGAAUAGAAGACAGGAUAAAGUAGUCACUGGAUAAAACAUACACCUGAAUACAUUCAGGUUGCACAUUUAAUCCCUUUAAUCCCUAUAAAAGAUAUGUGCUUUUGAAUGAAGUUUGAAAGCAGACUGGCUUUAUUGGUGCCAAACUGAUAAGGGUUAUCUGUUGUGUAUUUACAUGGAUGGCAGGUUAGGCCUAAAGAGUCAUCACCCUUGAAGAUAAGGCAAGUUGUUUGUAUCAAUAAAGCAGUAAUAGACCCCCACAGUUUGUUCUCAAAUGUUCAACCUGCUGGCUGUACUGGACAUCUUGGGUUUAUUAAGUAGAGGAGGAGGAGGACUGUCAAUGAAGUGGGUUGCUACAGAAAUCAGGGGACCUAAGAGGAGGUUGCUGGGCGUAGUUUAUUUUUAUUUGAAGUCUAAUCUGCCCAGUCUGAUUAAUGAUUUCGAUGAGGGGAGUGACAGUGUGCAAGGAAAUGGAGAGAGGGUAAAAAAGAGAGCGAGAGGUACCAGGUUUAUUUGGACCUGGGCCAGAGGAGAGAGCAAGCUGAGUUUCAGCCCUGGUUAGGGAGGGAAGGGGGAUUCCUGUGUGCUCUGUUCAGGGCCGAGGUGCUGACUGAAGGACCCUGACCUCCGCUCAGCAGGAACAGCUUGACUCUAUCACUCGGAGCACAGAGGGCUCACAUGCUGCAGCGCUGCACGGCAGGGGCCUGGGGGGCUCAGGGUGGAGGGGGGGUAGGAUGGCCAGGGAACGGACAGAGCCAACCAACCAGCCAACCAACACAACACAGAGCGGUUGCAGUGUGUUUGCACAGGGUAAUUGAGUCUAUGUUCCUGUGCUUAACGAACCACUUCAGAGACCCCAGGGAAGUUAUUGAGGCCAUCGGUGUAACUGUAAUGUCCGUUUGCUUUUUACCCUCUACUUCCCUUCUGCUUUUUCUCAUUCGCUCUAUUAUUUUAUACACAGUAUGGCUGCUCACACGCACAACAUGGAAUAGUCAGUAUUUAAUUUUUUUUUUUUAAUAACAUGUCUGUCUCAUUUGAAUAUCUGUUCAUUGUUGUUGAUCAGUCACUCCAGGCCUAAGACUUGACCAGUUAGCCUCAGCUGUACCCCACGGGCAGGUUAGGGUUCAACUUUCAGGUCGGCCAGCUAAUGAUGACCUGCACUAAAACCCAAAACUGGGGAGUGCAGGCCUGAUGUCACCUGGCCGCCAACUUUAGUAGUUGUAAAUAGAGAAGUGUAAUUUUCCAUUAAAGCUUUGUUAUACAUAAUUUAUAUGUAAAGUAAUAACACAUUGGAAUGCACAGUGUCACCAUUAAAGUAAUGAUGUCCACUGA